CCCUCAAACCCUACUCCUUCAGCUUCCCCUUCGCAAAAACAGAGAGUACACCCUCAAACACACACCCGAGGGGGCGCAGAAAUGGUGCAGCGGCUCACUUAUCGCAAGCGGCAUAGCUAUGCCACCAAGUCCAACCAACACCGGGUCGUCAAAACCCCUGGUGGCAAGUUAGUUUAUCAGACUACGAAGAAGAGGGCUAGUGGACCCAAAUGCCCUGUUACUGGCAAGAGGAUCCAAGGGAUUCCGCAUCUUAGACCUGCUGAAUACAAGAGGUCCAGACUAGCCAGGAACCGGAGGACUGUGAACCGUGCUUAUGGUGGGGUUUUGUCCGGUAGCGCUGUGAGGGAAAGGAUCAUCAGGGCUUUCCUAGUGGAAGAACAAAAGAUUGUUAAGAAGGUUUUGAAGAUUCAAAAGGCGAAGGAAAAGCUAGCUGCCAAGAGCUAAGAUAAAUUAUGUAAUAAUUUUUGACCAUGCUUUGAGAGUAAUUUUGGUGAUACAGCUUGCUGCAAGGAAUCGUGGAAAUGUAUUAUGAGAUUAUUUAGCUCAAGAUUUGUGCUUUGUCAGGCUUCUUUUGUACGACUUCCGGUGGUCUACUUGUCGAAAAAGCCCAUGAUCCUAGGAUUUUGUUUUGAUUUUAUUUCUGGAUGGAAUUUGAAAUACAUUUUGGAUUCUUAAAUGUUAGUUCAGUUGUUCUCUCCACA
Coffea eugenioides is the source of this 701-nucleotide messenger RNA. Its product is annotated as 60S ribosomal protein L34. The coding region runs from base 82 to 444 and encodes 120 amino acids. Gene Ontology annotation, biological process: ribosome biogenesis; translation. Gene Ontology annotation, cellular component: cytosolic large ribosomal subunit; ribosome. Gene Ontology annotation, molecular function: structural constituent of ribosome. The transcript has 4 exons. The record is from RefSeq and is a predicted model, not a curated record. NCBI's taxonomy places the organism in Eukaryota, Viridiplantae, Streptophyta, Magnoliopsida, Gentianales, Rubiaceae.